AUGGCGGGCUGUCUGCCGCCCGCGUGGAAGGAAGCCGACAUUCAGCCGAUUCCAAAGCCGAGGGAGCCCACCAAGAUCAGACCCAUCUCUCUCCUCAGCUGCACGGCCAAAACGGCUGAGAGGAUGGUGCUCGCGCGGCUGCAGUGGCACGUGGGGCCCUCUCACCCACAUGUGUUCGGCUACACCCGCGGAGUGAGCACGGCAGACAGCAUCCUCGCCCUGCUGACCCAAAUUGACCACCGCCUCGCCGUCAUCGUCUUCAUCGACCUCGAGAAGGCGUUCGAGCUAGCCAGCCCUCACGCCAUCCUCGACGCACUCGUGCGGAAAGGGGUGCGAGGAAGGCUGCUGGCCUGGCUCCGCGACUACCUGCAGCGCCGCCGCGCCAGGGUUAGGUUCCAGGGCCUGAGGUCGACCUUCAAGGUACUUGAGAACGGGACGCCCCAGGGCGGCAUCCUCAGCCCUCUACUGUUCAACCUGCUGAUGGAACAGCUAGUGGCACUGCCUUUCCACGCUGGCACCGUCCUGCUGAGCUACGCCGAUGACCUCGCCCUCGUCGUCACCGGAAGGGGCAACAAGCUCAGGAGGACGCAGCAGGCACUCGACCUCAUCAGCGGGAAAUGCCAGGACCUGGGGCUCAAGAUCUCGGCAGAGAAGUCCCGGGCCAUGAUGGUGAAGGCGGCAGACCCAACCUGGCAGCUCCGCGUCCAGGGAGUUGAGCUGGCAUGGACCAACUCCUACCAGUACCUCGGUGUGUGGGUGGACAAGCGGCUGUCCUUCACAGCCCACGCCGCCUACCUGAGGGAGAGGACGCAGUCUAGGCUGAACGUGAUGCGGGCCAUGACGCGAAUCAGCGCGGGCGCCACUUUUUCCGUCCUGCGCCAGUACUACGUGCACGCUGUUCGCUCGCUGGUGGAUUACAGCGCCCCCGUCCUCAUAGCACUCUCUCCAAACCAGCAGGAGCGGAUCGAGGUGCUACAAAACACCGCAAUGAGGACCAUGCUGGGGGCACCGAGGUGGUCCAGCGCAUGCGUCAUGCAGAGCGAGACCAGACUGGUACCCCUCACCACCAGGGUACAGCAGAUCACGGCCUGCCGCGUAGCGAGGGUGCUGCAGCGUGACGCGGAGGGAGUGACACAGAGGAGACUAAGGCUGGCGGGGACGCAGGGUGCCGAAUCUCUCCGCCGCAACCCGUGGCUGCUGCAGUGCACGCUGGCUACCCACAACCUGGCUCGCAUGGAGAACUGGCCACAGGCGGACCUCCCUGCCCCCACCUUCCGCGCCCCAGCCCCGUGGGAGCCACCCGCGGCAGAGUUCUCCGCCACACAGCUGCCCGCCAGCAAGGCGCUCUGCGCCGUGGAGGAGAUGCGGCAGCACGCCUUCAUGGCCAUGGCGCAGGUCACCGAGCCAGACAGUGUUGUGUACUACACCGACGGCUCGGCUGACCCUGACAGCGGAAGGACGGGCGCUGCUGCCAUCACCAGAGGGGCCGAGGUGUGUGAGAGGACUCCCGACCACUGCUCCACCCUGCAGACAGAACUGGUGGCCAUCCUGCUGGCCCUGGAGCACGCUCAACACCGGCGGGAGCGCACCGUGGUGCUCCACACCGACUCCAGAACGGGGCUACAGGCUCUACAACAGCCGUAUCCCAGCGACAACGUGGGCCUCGUCACCGCCAUCCUGGGUAGCCUCCAGAGCCUCGCCGCGCAGGGGCGGCGGGUGAGGCUCAACUGGAUACCCAGCCACGUGGGAGUACGAGGCAACGAGGCUGCUGACGCAGCCGCCAAGAGAGCUGCUAGUGGCCCCCAGGUGACAAGGCAUGUGCCGCCCAGCCUGAGCCAAGUGAGGGCGCGAGCCAGGCUCGCCGCAACCAAGCGCGCCCGCCACACGCACCGGCAGCUGGAAACAAGGAAGAGACAGGCAGCUUGGUACGCCUCCGCCACUGGCUACCAGUCGUUGGACGCCUCCCAGCAGCAGCCCAGAGCAGACGGCGUGUUGCUGCAACGCGUAAGGCUGGGCUACUGCACCAGGGAACAGCUGUACGACGACUUUCGGGGGCAGGAGUGCGACCACUGCGGGAGGCACAGCCGCCACCCGCUAGUGCACUACCUACUGUCCUGUCCGGCCACCGCCGCCCUCAGACCAACGCCGCCACCACCGGCCCAUCCUGUAGGCGGUGAUCUCCUCAGCAGCCGCGAGGCCAGGGCUGCCCUCAUCGUCCGCCACACGCCCACAGACCUGAUGCUGCGAGUUCUCAGGGCAGCGCCCCCGCCCCGCUGA
This is a messenger RNA of Scylla paramamosain (green mud crab), 2277 nucleotides long. RefSeq lists its product as uncharacterized. Lineage: Eukaryota; Metazoa; Arthropoda; Malacostraca; Decapoda; Portunidae. The record is from RefSeq and is a predicted model, not a curated record. Gene Ontology annotation, molecular function: RNA-DNA hybrid ribonuclease activity; nucleic acid binding. The coding region runs from base 1 to 2277 and encodes 758 amino acids. The transcript has a single exon.